This is a messenger RNA of Brassica rapa (field mustard), 3307 nucleotides long. RefSeq lists its product as uncharacterized. Lineage: Eukaryota; Viridiplantae; Streptophyta; Magnoliopsida; Brassicales; Brassicaceae. The record is from RefSeq and is a predicted model, not a curated record.
UCCGCUCGACCAUCCGACCCGUGCCUACAACAGAACUCACCUGAAGGGUGUGUACAAAGGAGUGCUUCUCAUUGCCACUGCUCAGGAUCCAGAUCAUCAUCAUUAUCUCCUUGCUUUUGCGGUAGUAGAUGGUGAGAAAAAUGCAAGCUGGGAGUGGUUUUUGACUAUAUUAAAAACUUUGAUACCAGAUGAUCCUCAGCUUGUAUUUUGUACUGAUAGAAACCAAAGCAUCAUCAAGAAAGUACACGAAGUUUACCCAUUGGUGAUCCAUGGAUAUUGCAAUUAUCACUUGUCUAAUAAUGUCAGCGGAGCUUGCAGCAAUGUUAACAAGAUAGGGGUUGCCAAAAAAUUUAGAAAUAUUGCUGGUAUUUACAGUGAGGUGGAGUUCAGAAAACGCUACAACGAUUUCAGGAAAAUGUAUCCUCAAGCGGCCGAGUAUCUAGAUGACAGUGUUCAUGAGACCAAAUGGGCAAUGAUGUUCCGGUGGAGAUGCUGUGGUUUCUCUCACACGGUUCCGAGCCCUCUUGGUUGGAUUCGAUGAGGACCCACCGUCCAGACCAUUGUCUCACUUCCUCUUCUUCUCUAUGGUUUCAUUCCUCUUCGCCGCAUCUCUCUUUUUCUUAACGGCGGCUCUCCUUUUCGCUGCCGCUUCUUUUCUUCUUUUCACGCCGACGUUCUUCUUCUUCUCCGACGCUUCCGCUGUUUCUUUCUUCUCGGCGAGUCGAGUUUUUGACGACAUUGCACACAUGAAAUUGGAGAUGGGGAUUGUUGUUUUGAGAUGAUUGUGCUUGAAUCCGAGUUGAUUAGAGAUGGAAGUUUGAAAUCGUGGUGGUUAUGGGAGAGAGAGUUUGAAAUCGUGAGUGGAGAAAGAUGAAAUUGGGAAUUUAGGGUUUCCAAGUUGGAUCGGGUCGGGUUAAUGGGUUCCAGUGAUUAGGUUUGUAAAUAAGUUGAAGUUUCUUGGUUACUUAGUCUUUUCCUCCUAUUUUCGUAAUAGAUUUUUUUGAACACUUUUGUGGUCCGUAAUAGAUUUUUUUUAACCCUUUUGUCCCUUCCCAGCAUCUGAUCCAUUGAUUCGGCUGUAAACAACUUACCGUUAUGCAGAAAUGAGAAUUUAAAAAUAAACAAAAGAAAGCAUGAUUUCAAAAUUUGAAUCUCGUAACGCCAAAAGCUUCAAUAACUCUUCGUCUUCUUCUCUUUAAACUCUCACACAUCUCAUACCUCUAAGCCAAGACAAAAAUGGCGUCUCUCGCACCAGGCAUCCUUUUGAAGCUCCUUCAAUGCAUGAACUCCAACACUCGCCCUACCGGAGACCACAGAUCCGCCAUCCUCCAAGUCACCGGAAUAGUACCUGCCCUCGCCGGCUCCGAUCUAUGGCCUAAUCAAGGCUUCUACGUCCAGAUCUCGGACUCUCUUAACUCCACCUACGUCUGCCUCUCCGAGCGCGACACAGAUCUCAUCCUCACCAACCGUCUCCAGCUCGGCCAGUUUAUCUACCUCGAACGCCUCGAAUUCUCCACUCCCGUCCCACGCGCCGCCGGAAUCCGCCCCGUCGCCGGCCGUCACGCCUUCGUCGGAACUCCUGAGCCGCUCAUCGCACGCGGAUCCAAGCGAGACUUCGUUAUCCAGCCUGUUCCCGCUUCUGAGUACUCGCUUGACCCUAUCGCCGUUUACUUAAACAACAAACGAUCUGACGACGAUGACGAUGACGUCACGGUGGCUCCCAGAGGAAGGCAAGCGCUUGCUCCCGUGAACCUAAACGACCAAAAACCUAAGCGGACGCCACAGAGAUUCUCGUCACCAGCAUCGGCUAAGCAGCGGUCAGUCUCAUCAGGGAAGAAGCACAGCUCUGAAAGAGAUUCAUCACCAGUUGUUUCCUCCAAAGGGAGGAGAUCUGCUUCUCCCGUUCCAUCCAAAUGCGUAGUGCCGAGCCUUGCAGCGGCGCGUGAGGAGAAUAGAAAGGUUGCUAGAGAGGCAGCCAUUGUUGUGCCGUCAAGAUACAGACAGCCAUCACCUAAUGGAAGAAGACUGUCCAUUUCACCCGGAAGAAGGCUUUCAAGUGGUUUGAAAAUGGCUCCCAUGGUUGGCGAUUCUUCCGGGAAGAAGAAGAUGGCCGCGCUUGCUGCAGGAAUCUCCAAAGUCUCCGAGGCUCUUGUCGGAUCUUCAGGUAACCGAAAGAAUUGGGAUGGAAAUGUUCUACCUGAGCAGAAGGAGAAGAGUAGUGCUAAGAAGAAGACUGAUCUUCAAGGGAUUUUGCGUACUCAGGCUGCUAUGACUAGACGUCUUAGUGAUGCGAAUAGGCGAAAGAGUGAUUCUUCAGCAUGUGAAGAGAAAGCCAAGUCUUGUUCAUCUGCGAGUAGUUUAGUGGAAGAUGAAGAAGACGUCUCAGCUUUUGCAGGACUUGGGAUCACUUAUCAUGAUAGGAAAUGGACAGAUGGUAGAGUUCCAUUGGAUAGCAUCUCAGGGGAUCUUGCAAGACUUGCAAAGGAGGCUGUGCAAAGAAGAAACUUUGCUGCUAAAGCUGCCGCUCGGGCAUUGGAGGAGGCUAAUGCCAAUGAGUGCAUCAUUAGAUGUUUAAGUAAAUUCGCUGAACUUUCUUCAGCCUCUAAGCUGGAGAAUCCAUUGCGAAUCAUCAACCAGUUUUUGACAAUCUAUGGAGACGUUACGAAAUACAGUCAGCUUGUUUCUGAAGAUAGUUUCCAGUCGUCAUCUGAUCCACCAAGUCCAGUCUCUCUUUGGGUCGAAGCUGCAUUAGCAACAAACCUCGACGUGGUCUCACUAGUCAAAAGCCAGAAAAACCUAGAAUCACCAUCUUCAGUGAAGAAACCAACGCCUACUCGCCUCUCUGCCGGACCCUCUACAAAGACAGACAAAGAUGGCAUGAAGGAGACAGCUAAAUUCGCAGUGAACGUACAAUCCGAAAUGCAAAUGUGGUUCAUUGGGUUCGUCGAAGAGUCGUUAGACAACAAAAAUGCGCGGCCUUUAGACGGUAGUUCCAUAGCUGCUGUUCUGUCUCAGCUGAAACAAGUCAACGAGUGGUUAGACCGUGUCGUGUCGGACAAAGAAAACCAGAUCACAACAAUGCAUUUAACGGACAAGAUUGAACGGUUGAAACGAAAAAUCUAUGGAUUCGUGAUCCACCACGUCGGUUCUACUUUUGACAACACUGCUUCUUGAUUUAUUUUUAUUAUCUUUUGGUUUUGUCGACACAGAUGCUUUCACGUUUCAAACUUUCCAUACAAUGCUCAUGUUUCUCAAAUGCUCGAACAUAUUAAUCAAAAACAAAUAUUAAGUGAAGCUAUUACAGUAA